Messenger RNA from Ambispora leptoticha, 1800 nucleotides. NCBI's taxonomy places the organism in Eukaryota, Fungi, Glomeromycota, Glomeromycetes, Archaeosporales, Ambisporaceae. The record is from the annotation of a GenBank genome assembly.
AUGAUUUCAAAAUUGAAUAAAUGCGUUGCUAGCUCACAAUUCGGGCGUUACUUUAAGCUAGAAAAUUCUGGCGCAAAGAAAUCUCGAGAAAAUACAAAAUUUACGACAGAAUUGCGUGCAGGCGUUGCAACAUUCAUUACAAUGGCAUACAUUUUAUCAGUAAAUGCUACAAUAAUAGCAGAUUCAGGCGGUCCGUGUGAAUGCAAAACAUAUACAGAAUCUGACACAUUUCCAUGUAUGAAUGAUGAAGAAUAUGCAAAAUGUGUUAUGAUUGUAAAGAAAGAUUUGAUAACAGCUACUGCCGCUAUUUCUUGUAUAUGCACUGCAAUUUUUGGCCUGCUUGCAAAUCUACCAUUUGCAUUAGCCCCAGGAAUGGGGAUUAAUGCAUAUUUUGCAUAUACGAUGGUUGGCAAACAUGGGUCAGGAAAAUUAACAUAUGGAACAGCUUUGUCUGUAGUAUUCAUGGAAGGAAUCUUGCUAUUUAUACUAUCACUUCUAGGAAUUCGGCAGAAGCUUGCAAAACUUGUACCCAUGAGCAUAAGAGCGGCAAUAGGAGUUGGAAUUGGACUUUUUCUUACAAUCACAAGUUUUCAAAAAUCAUCGGGGAUAGGUUUAAUCUCAUAUGACCCGAAGUCAUUAUUAACACUUGGCGGUUGUCCAGAUAAAUACUAUAAUAGUGAUGGCUCUUGUGAUGGUCAUUACCUUGAAAGUGGAACGACUUGGCUUGGAAUUCUGGGAUUUUUCAUUAUACAAAUAAUGGCAAUGUAUCAAGUUAAAGGAGCGAUUUUAUUUGGAAUAUUAUUUGUUAGUAUCAUUUCGUGGAUUAGAAAUUCACCAAUAACUUAUUUUCCGGAUACGCCGGAAGGUGCAAUCGUUUUCGAUUAUAAAAAUAAGGAUGUAUGGAUUGCGUUAUCCACACUUCUUUGUGUCGAUAUUCUUGAUACGACAGCUGGUCUAUAUUAUAUAUCGAAAUUUGCCGGGCUAGAUAAACAGAAUGGAGAUUUCAAAGGAUCAAAAUUUGCAUUUUUUUGUGACGCUAUUUCUAUAUCGUUAAGUGCCAUCUUUGGCAGUUCACCAACAACAGUAUACAUUGAAUCCUGCGUUGGAAUAGCAGAAGGUGGACGAACGGGGAUAACAGCGCUUGCUACUUCAAUUUGUUUCUUCAUAAGUUUAUUUUUUGCUCCACUAUUUGCGAGUUUUCCACCUUGGGCUACGGGUCCUGCGCUUUUAAUACUUGGCGUUAUGAUGACGAGUAGCGUGAAAGAUAUUAAUUGGAUUUAUCCUGGAGAUGCUGUGCCUGCUUUCUUGACAAUAGCCGUUAUUCCAUUUUCUAUGAAUAUAUCAUAUGGAACUAUCGCCGGUAUAAGUACCUACAUUCUUAUUAAUGGCUUCGUUUGGGUUUUGGAAACAGUUUCGCGAGGUAAAAUAUCACCGCCAGAGAAAAAUUUAAAAGAACCUUUUUUGGAUAAACUAGACAAUUCUGGUGCUAUAAAUCAACGACAAAAUUCAAAGUUCACCACAGAAUUGCGAGCAGGAAUUUUAACUUUUGUUACAAUGGCAUUCAUUCUUUCUGUGAUUGCUGUUUUUGUCGCAGAUUCGGGAGGUCCUUGUGUUUGUAAACUUCCUGUUUAUGUCAACAUCUCCGUUGAAACUUUAUGUUUUAAUUAUCCUGAUUAUACGUCAUGUAUUACAACUGUCAAGAAAGACAUGAUUACUGCAACAGCAGCAACUAGUUGCUUAGCGAGUGGAUUAAUGGGUUUAUUCGCUAAUUUGCCUUUUGGAUUGGCUACUGGGUGGUGA